Messenger RNA from Protopolystoma xenopodis, 1563 nucleotides. The record is from the annotation of a GenBank genome assembly. NCBI's taxonomy places the organism in Eukaryota, Metazoa, Platyhelminthes, Monogenea, Polystomatidea, Polystomatidae.
ACUGAGGACAAGAGCCGUAUUGUCGACCUUCUACGUGGCCGAAUUGCAGAGCUCAGUGUGCAUAAGUUUGCCAGCAAUGUGGUUGAAAAGGCGAUCGCUAAUGCAACCCGGGCCGAGCGACAGGCCCUUAUCAAUGAAAUGCUCGAGGGCGAAUCUUCUCCACGGUCUGACACUGGAGGUGAGGUGGCACCAGAUUUAUCUUUAGCCGUACCAACAGAUGAUCUAAUGCUCUCCGGUGAUGAUCUACUCGUUGAUUCGGGCCCUUCUAUCUCUGGCGAACGAAUUGCAUCUGGAUCUAAUGGAUUCGGGCUGGCGCGAGAGCCAGGUUUAGGACAUCGGGAUUCUGUCUUGUGCAUGAUGAUGAAAGAUCAAUUUGCCAACUAUGUGAUUCAGAAAAUGCUUGAUGUCGCCGAACACUCUAUCCGCAAAGAACUAAUGACCCGCAUUAGGCCAUAUCUUCCGAUGCUACGCAAAUACACCUAUGGAAAACACAUUAUAAGCAAAAUGGAAAAGUAUUACAUGAAAACCAACCAAGCACAUCUGGCUGUAGGGUUGAAUUCCCCGUCUCCACCACCAUCUCAACAGCAAUCAUCCGCCAAUGGAUCGUCUGCUCUCUCGCUUCCUGGGCAAUCCCAAUCUGGGGGACAGCUUCUCUCUUCGACUUCUUCUACGGCUUCAUCGCCUUCAUCUUCUGUUUCAUCUACCACCUCUUCACAUGCUCCGCUUGGACCUGGGGGAUUAGCUUGUCUCAGCAAAGGAAUAGUUGGGAUUUGCUCAGUUCUUUCGCCUGGCUCCAAAUCUACUGGCUCUGGCUUUUCAUCAUCCUGUACGCCAGCUGGCUGCUCCAUUGGCUCGCUCGGUUCGUCUGCCGACCACCCAGGACUCAGCCUGCUCACAUCAGCCACUUCCGGUCGUGGGAGUGGUGGUAGCAGUAGUAGCAGUAGUAGCAGUGGUGGUGGCACUACUGUUCUCCCACCCUUACUCACAGCCAAUGAUAUGGUGUCCGGUCUCAAGCCUGGACUUGGUCCCCAUCAGCAACCACGGCUCACUAUGACUGCAUCCUCGCGGCCUGGGCAGUCACUAUCUCGCGGUUCUCUACAUUCUUCGAGUGCUGCCGACCUUGUUGGUCGAUUGCAUCAUGGACGCACUAGUGGGUCUUCUUCACCUUUAACAGGUAGACAGAAGGUACCUGAUAUUGACUCUUUGGUCAACACGUCGCCCUGUGGUACGGAACCCGUGGCUUCUACUUCCGCUAAUUUUACUACCUGCCUCCAGGUAGAUGAAAGAAGCAGCUGUUCGAUGGAUGAAGCUUCAAAAUCCUUAGAGGGCCCAGUAGUAUUAACGACUCUAUCAACAACCUCUGAAACAGCUUUGACACAAAAUGGUCUUUCCAUUGGACAGGAGGAAAAUAUUGGUACGACCGAUGCUGCAGAAUGCGAUGAAGUAGAAAAGGAAAAUAAGAGUGAGUCUGAGGUUUUGGGGCCACCUGAUCAGUAUGGCAAGAAGGAGACGGCCAUUGAAGCUGCUGUGGCAUCUGCUGAGUCGGUGGCCGCUGACGCUUAG